CCGCCGCAGCAGCAACAGGUGUGACACCGCCGUACUGUUUGUCCCUGCCCGGAUGCCAUCAGAGUGCUGCCUAACAACACAAAACUGUCAGCGACAACUUCUGCUUUCAUUGCGCUGCACUGAUUUGAAUACAUAAAAAAUAUCUUAGCUCAGUGUUUCUGCCGUGACAGUUACACACAGUUGUCCGGAUUCAUUCACAAUUGCCGCAUCACGCAUCUCUGCGACUUUCUCCCGACUUCUAACUGGCAGUUGAUGUUAUAACAAGCACCUGAGGCCAGAUGAACCAAAGAGGCGUCGAAACAGGACAGGGGAUUCACUUGUUUCCUGCAAACGGAUGUGUUGUUCGGAGUGAACAGAAGACAAAGAGUUUUGAAAAAAUGUUAACAAAGAUGCCUUCACUGUCCAGUGGAAUGUAGAGUCUGAAGUGAUGGAGAAGAGAGAGGAGAGCCCUGCAUAUGAGCAGGACCCCGCACCUCCAGAGCGAGGACUUCUCAACAUCUGGCAGUCAGCGGGCCCCAGUGAGCAGCUCUGUCCAGAGAGAGUGCUGCUUUCCAGGCCUGUUCUGCAGGCCAGCCUGGGAGAACAUCAUGGACUCCUGCUGACACAGGGUGGUCAGGUGUAUUCAUUUGGAGAGCUGUUGUGGAGGGAUCUGAGCAUCCCGGCGUCUGCUCCGGUGCUGGAGGUGUCUCUGCUGGGGAAGACAGUGGUCCGUGUGGCUGCCGGCGGCUUCCACUGCGGAGCGCUGAGCGAGCAGGGCACCAUCUACAUGUGGGGGGAGAACACUGCAGGACAGUGUGGGCUGACUGACAGAGGUGCAGUCACAAACAUUACAGUUUCAGAACCAUGCCCGGUCAGUGUUGUUGACAGUGAGGUCGUUCCUCCAGCGGUGGUUCGGGUUGUGGAUCUGGCCUGUGGACGGGAGCACAGCCUGGCUCUGUCGUCCCAGAACGAGCUGUGGGCCUGGGGCAGUGGCUGCCAGCUCGGCCUGGUCACAAACACUUUCCCUGUGUGGAGACCACAAAAGGUGGAGCACUUGGCUGGCAGACACGUAAUUCAGGUGGCUUGUGGUGCCUACCACAGCCUGGCCCUGGUUCGCAGUUUAGCUCCUCAGAACUACAAUACCAGGAACCCCCCUGAGAAAUGGGAGCGGGGCCAGUCACCUCACUACUCGGUGACAGAGAGGGAGGAGCCGUUUACAGUUGAUGAUGCUCACUACUGUCCACUGGGGGUGGAGCUGACUGAAGUCUUGACAGGCGAGACCUCUCCCGGGAGAAGAGGCCCCAGACGAAGGCUCCAACCUGGGGGAAGGUCAGCUGGCAGCAGCUCUGGCCCUGGAGCCAGUUCAUGCCCAUUUCCUAAGGACCGCAAAUUUACCACUAAACAGGAGAAUCUCCCAGUUAGCGCCAAUCUCAAGCCCGAUGGGCACGCUGACCAUCUAACUCAGACAGACAGCAGCCCCAAGUCCCACCCACUGUCAGGCUGGGGGGCCAAUAAGAACUCCGUUUUCCCUGACGAGAUGGAGCUCCAGAACCUCCUCCAGAAACUCUCUGGUCACUCAUUAGAGACGCAACACACCACUGGCCCAGGGGAUACUGACUCACUGAGCAGUCACACUUCAGAUGACAGCUGUGUAUCUUCAACUCCUUCAGUGGAUCUGUUCACCUCUAGUUACAAAGACGAAUUGCCAAUUAAGAGUCAAACCCACAAUAACAGUGGAGUGUCUGGGCCAUACUCCUCCUCCCCUGUGUGUUUGGAAGAAGUUCAGCUUUGUCUGGAGGCGGAGAACAAGGCACUGCAGGAGCAGAAGAGCUCUAGUCUUACAAAUAUAAACCAGAAGGGGAAAACAGCAAUAAACAGGAGACGCUCACUGCCUGGAACGCCCACCCAUGGUAGGAAUGGGUCUCCACGGCGACGGCGGCAUUGUGCCUGCAGGCCAUCCUCUGCCGGUCGGACCCAGGCCGCAGCACCAGAGGAGACAGGAGACGGGUUGCCAUCUCUAGAGACAGAAGUGUGGAGCUGGGGCCGCGGGUCUGAGGGGCAACUAGGCCACGGAGAUCAGCUUGCUAGACUCCAGCCUCUGUGUAUUAAGUCUUUGAAAGGCGAAGAAGUAAUCAAAGUUGCCGCAGGAUCACACCAUUCAAUGGCCCUCAGUGCUCAGUGCCAGGUGUACUCGUGGGGCAGCAACAUGUGUGGACAGCUCGGUCAUGUCAACAGCCCUGUCACUGUUCCUCAUAAGGCGAAGCUGUCCAAUGGUCUCCGGGUCUGGGACGUGUCGGCCGGUCAGAGCCACUCCCUCCUCCUGGCGGACGGAGAAUGUGUCCAGCCGAUCCUGUUAUACUGUGGCCAGCAUCAAGAGCCAACGUCAGCGCAGAGUCAAAGGUCAUGCCGGAGGUUACCCAACAGGGUGGAGAGUUAUACAGUCAGACCCACCCUGCUGCCUUUGUGCAUGGAGAUGGGUUAUAUUAGCAGUGUGUGCUGUGGUGGUCAGAGCUGCGCAGUGUUGGCAGACCAGAACGUCAUGGGCUUCAUCGCAGCUAUCCACGAGCUGGCUUCCAGGGAGAGACACUUCUAUUGCUGGUUGAGCAACGUCAGGAAACUCCUCCUCACCCCACUACGUAACAGAGAGGGUGUGUGCCCGUCAUUAGGUAAGCCGUGCACUCAUCUCUUCUUCUCUCUCUGUGAGAGUUUUGUGCGUCUGAGCGUCCUGAUCGGUCGACACUCCACAUCACUCAGCUACUUCCUGCAUGAUGUGCAGGGCCGUGAUGUCACGUCCCUUCCACUGCUGACGCACACUGAACACUUCCUGGACAUUUAUAAAGAGUAUUGCUCUGCACUAGGUAACUUCCAGGUGAUGGGUGGAUUCCAGUCACUCCAUAAACUCUCUAUUGAGUGUUUGGGUUCUCAGCAGACCAUGCUCACUCAGCUGUGUGUUUCCGAUCAGUCUGCCAGUGGUGAUGUUGAUCUGGUUUCAUUGUUGUACUGGCCUCUGCAGCAGCUCCACCAAUAUAGCCGAGCCCUGCUCAAACUAGCAGCCUGCUAUGAUGUGUUAACUAUAGAGUAUCAGUCCCUCCAUCAGGGCUGUAGUCAGUAUGAGUCGCUGUCUUUGUCCCUGUUGAGGAGGAAGAAGGAGGCUGAAACUACAUUUCUCUUCUGGAAGAGUCACUCUGGAAAAAAUACUGAGGUUCUGCGUCUCCCGCAGCGUCGUGUAGUGUGUGAAAGCAGCGGCAACAGAUCUCUGACCCUGCAGAACGCCGGGCGGUUCUCCAACCACUGGUUCAUACUCUUCAACGAUGCACUGGUGCACACACAGGGUGCCAUUCCCUCUCAGAGCUUUUUCUCCACACAUCACAUCUAUCCUCUGACUUGUCUGUGGGUGAAACCAGUUACUGAAAACAGCAGCGGACUCUAUGCCAUCAAAAUUACAUGCCCAGAGGAGAGUUUCACCCUGGUCGCCUCAACGCCACAGGAGAAGAACAAGUGGCUACGAUCUCUUAACCAGGCAGUGGAUCAGGUGCUGGGUGGUGGAGGUAAGGGGUCAUCUCCAGGGAUGACGGCGAUGUCUCGUACAGCCUCCUACACGUUUACUGGAGAGGGACGGUUUAAAGACGCCCAGUACACCGGGGGCUGGCUGGCAGGACGAGUUCAUGGCAGAGGAACCAUGAAGUGGCCAGAUGGACGAACAUACACUGGGAACUUAAAGAGUGGACUAGAGGAUGGCUAUGGGGAGUGUAUAAUACCUAACAAAGUGCUGAAUAAACCAGAAAGCUACCACGGACACUGGAGAGAUGGCAAGAUCCAUGGUUUCGGGAAGUACAAGUAUGCCAGUGGCGAGGUGUACGAGGGCUGUUUCUGUGACGGGCAGCGGCAUGGUUACGGUAUGCUGAGCUCUGGUAAACAGGUCAGGACUUCCUCCAGCGUUUUCAUUGGCCAGUGGGUCCAGGACAGGAAGACAGGAUAUGGAGUCUAUGAUGACAUCACCAGAGGUGAGAAGUAUAUGGGACUGUGGCAGGAUGACCAGUGGCACGGCAGCGCUGUGGUUGUCACCCAGUACGGUGUGUACUAUGAAGGGACCUUCAAAGAGAACAGGAUGAGUGGUCCAGGGCUGUUGGUGUCAGAUGAUGACACAGCUUUCCAUGGGGAGUUUUCUGAUGACUGGAAUGUCAACGGGAAGGGUGUUUUGUCCCUGGCUAACGGUGAUUGUCUAGAAGGCCUGUUCAGUGGAGAGUGGAGCACUGGGCUGAAAGUGGUUGGAACGUACACCAAACCAGCUGCUGAUGAACCUGAGAACAGGGACAGAAACAGACUGUUCAGGUUGGGUCAGUAUGUGGUGCCUGCAGGUCAGAGGUGGAGCUGUGUGUUUAAUGAAUGUUGGAGUCGACUGGGCUGUGAUGCAGCAGGGAGAGGAGAGAGGACCACAGCCUGGGAGAACAUCGCUGUCACUAUAACAACUGCACAGCGACACAGCCCAGACCUCAGUAGGUCUCAGAGCAAAGUAUUGGAGUGUUUGGAGUUUAUUCCCCAGCAUGGAGAGCCUGUCACCACGGCAAACUAUGACAACAUAAGAAGAUAUCUCAUCAAGGCCUGUGAGACCCCCAUCCACCCUCUGGGCUGGCUGGUGGAGACGUUGGUGACCGUCUACAGGAUGACUUACGUUGGCGUCGGAUCCAACCGCAGGCUGCUCAGGCAGGCGGUCCAGGAGGUCCAGGCUUACCUCACACAGUACUACAGCAUCGUCAGGUUUCUGUUUCCAGGGUUACCAGAUGAUGGCGGCGUCAUCCCAGACCCCCCUGCCUCUCCAUCCAAAAGCAGACAUAACUCUAACACAGCAGAGCAAAGUGUUGUGGUGGUGAGCUGCUCCUCUCUGCUCCUCCCUCUGCUGCUCCCUCAACUCUACCCUCCUCUCUUUACCCUGUACUGCCUGCAGGAGGAGCAGCAGGAGGCCCAGUACUGGGAGCGCAUCCUCCGACUCAACAGACAGCCCGACCAGUCACUGCUCAGCUUCCUGGGAGUGCAGGAAAAGUUCUGGCCAGUGUGGAUGUCAAUUCUGGGGGAGAAAAAGCAGAUUGUGUCCAGCAGUAAAGAUGCCUGCUUUGUUUCUGCUGUGGAGACACUCCAGCAAAUCAGCACCACCUUCACUCCGUCAGACAAACUCCUGGUCAUCCAGAAAACAUUUGAGGAGCUGACCCAGGAAGUAAAACCUAUGCUGGAAGGGGAUUUCUUGUGGUGCAUGGAUGACCUGCUCCCCCUCUUCCUCUAUGUGGUUAUCAGGGCUAGGAUCAGGAACCUGGGAGCUGAGGUCAGUCUGAUAGAGGAUCUGAUGGAUCCCAACAUUCAGCAUGGAGAGAUGGGACUGAUGUUCACAACACUGAAGGCGUGCUAUAUCCAGAUUCAGCACGAGUCAACUACGUAGGAGCGGAGAGGACGCCGCCCCACAGUCAGCGGGACGGGGAAACUGUAGUGUUGACACAGUGCUGCACACACAGGAGCUGCCAGAACAAACCAGUCAAACACCAGUAUUCCACUGGUGGCCACUGGGAAGCUGCACUGAGGCUGCAUAGACAGAGAGCAGAGGGAGAGGAGAGUGUUACGCCUUCACCCUCUGUCAACACACAGGAAAUUAUACCUGACACCUCGUUCACUGUUGAUCCUUUUGGUAUGUUGCAGUACUCCAGAGUUCUCUGUCUUCUAUUGAAGACAAUAUUCAAGACAGCAACACACCGCCCUCUUGUGGACAUGUUAGAAAAACUGCAUUAUCAUCUUCAUAACAUGGUAAUAUGUCCCUGUCAGGUGUUUUAUUGUAUAUCUUUCCUGUCUCAUCUGCUUUUUAUUAGCACUUGUAAACACUCCAUGCAAAGGGAACUAACCUAAGUCUGAAACAUGACCACAUUUUAAGAGGAAAAUCACAAGCUAAUAGUGAAAUAAUAAUGUAAAUGUUUCUAAUGGCUUAGUAGUGGCUGUAGAAGAUUAACAGUGCAGUUACCACAGUAAAUACACUGUUGAAAACAUCCAAAUUUAAUUAAGCCUACCUAUAGUUACCCAUUAAAUUUGUGUAUAUUAGUUGACUGAAUGUGAUAACUACUGAUUUGUUAAAAAUGAGCAGUUGAGGUUGCUGAUGGUCAAGACAAACUGACAGAAGCUUGUUAUACUGUUAGUUGGUGGUGGUUUUGUAGAACCAAAAAUAUCUUCCUGCACUUAGGCAUGUUUUUAGCACUUGUAGCAUUUUACAUAGUGACGGGAACACUGCGUUUUCAUUACUUUUCACUGGUCUCAGAGCAUCUACGUGAAACACAGAUGGAGUUUAAUUUAGCAGUCAAGCUGGCCUCCUGAGCAGAGAUCAGACCUUUGGCUCAGAGGUAGGCAGCUGCAGCAGCUCAAGAGCACACUGGACAAGAGAUUUGGCUUUUCUAACGAAAUGAACUUUGCAAAGUGUCUGCGUUAUAUUCUCUACAUGAAAGAAGAGAAAAACUGCUGCAGGCACUUAAUGUCUCAGUUGUGGAUUGAUAUUUCUUCCUCAGAAGCCAAACCAAAAUAACUAGGUCAGAAAGCUGUAGGUAAUAGAACGGGAAAUUUUUCAUUUCCCUUGGAACAGUAUGUUCCUGCAAAUGUAUUUUAAAUGCAAAUAAUUUACUUUGCUUGCACGGAAAUCACAAAUCCUCCUUUUUUUGGAACAUGUCCUCUCACUCUUCAAAGUGUUAUAAGACUGUUAUAUCUUUUGAAAGCAGGAGAGGUAGUUCAAAACAUCACACUAAACAGACCUCCAGUUUUCCGAGACUGUUUAAAUUAUUUUUUACUUAUUUAUUUUUUUAAAGACAUCUACCUUCCUCCAACCCGAUUCCAACCUGUGCGUGCUCCCACAGGUAGAAACAAACCAUGAAGCUUUUUGUCUCAGGUCUCGAUUUCUGAUUUUCAUAACUAAUAAUACAGUAAACUGGCCAGUAGGACAUUAAUAUGUCACUACAGAGGGAAAUGAUUUGUACUUGAGUUAAUAUAACUAAUGAGGGAACACAGAGUAGCCAAGCAUAAGAGAAAUAUUCUUUCCUCUACUGGUAUUCAUUCAGUUUUGUUCUAUGGAGCGCACACAAGUGUGGGUGUGGGUGUGUGUGUGUGUGUGUGUGUGCGUGUGUUUGGUGUGUGAGUGAAUGAGCAUAUUAUGAACAAAUCUGACAAGGAAUAGUUUUAACAGUUUCCAGUUUAGAUCAACCAGGAAAGUGUUUGUUGUAAAAAAGUAAUAUACAGGUUAUAUACAGUAUAUGUAGAUUAUCUCCAUCUAGGAUGUUAUGUUGUACACAGGACGUGAAAAAAAACAAAACUUGUCGACAGAUUUCAAUGAAAUGGGGUGGAAAGUUAGCCCCUAAAAAGGAAUGACUACUUGAUUGUGCACCCAGUCAUUUUUAAAGGAAUGCAUUGUGAGAUAGGACAUUACAAAAAAUGUUCAACAUGUUAUCAACUACUGCACUUACGUAAGUGGAAAGAAUGUGUCAAAUGUAUGUCAGGAUUGUCUAUCACUGUGUAUAUUUCAAUGCAGAUCCAGACUGAAAUUGUCUAUUUUUAUAGCUCAUAUGCUAGCCUACAAAAAAAUGCAAAAUCAAAUGUAUUGAUCCUCUGAAUCGAUCUGUAUGUGUUAUAAAGCCCUAUAGGGACAUCAAAAUAAUUUUGUAUUUUUAAUUCACUUGCAUUGAGGUCCCAUUUUUAAGUCUCAGAAUCGUCAUAAGCUCAGCCAAUAGUGUUGUCAUGUGUAUUUGAGUACAUCCUUUUGUUUAUGGUUUUUUUUAAGCAUGAAGGACCCUCAAAUCAGUUAUAAAUGAAUUAUGAUACUUCACUUAUUCAGUAUUAGAUAUAUCCAUUAUAAAUGGAUUUAAGUUAUAUUAUAAGCUAGCUAUACCACUUAAUCUUUCGAGGGUCACGGGGCAGCUGGAGCCAAUCCCAGCUGACGGUGGGUGAGAGGCGGGGUACACCCUGGACGGGUUGCAAGUGUAUCACAGGGCUGAUACUUAGAGACAAACAACUAUUUACGCUCACAUUCACACCUACGGGCAAUUUAGAGUCGCCAAUUAACCUGCACGUCUCUGGACUGUGGGAGGAAACCCACUUGGCACGGGGAGAAUAUGCAAACUCCUCACAGAAAGGCCCCGGAAGAACUGGGGUUUGAACCCAGAAUCUUCAUGCUGUGAGGUGACAGUGCUAACCACUGCACCAACCGUGCCAAACCUUAUAAAGAAACAAUACAUAUUCUAAAUUUCCCACAACCUUCUCGGCACAAUCAGGUCUCCCCCAUGGAGUCACAGUCAUAUAUAUUGUUUAAGAUACAGACCCAGUGGCAUAAAAUGAUAUUAUCCUUUGGAAUAGCUACCAAACUUUAUUUCCUACAUUUUAGAUAGCCAUAGGGUUGAGACAAAGUCAGUACAGCAGAAAAAUCAGGUUUGAAAUCUGCUUCAGUUAAAAUUUUUUAUUUUUUUUUUUUUUUGGGGGGUUAUAUUAUUGUCUCAUGUCACGAUGCAGUUUGAACUUGGUACAUUGUUUCUGAAAUGAAGUGCAUCCUAUCAAAAUAAUGCAAAAAAAAAACUUAAGUUAUGAUUUGUAAAAUGGUCAGUAGUAAUAUGAUGUGCGUGUAGUGUGUAAUUAACAGGCUAAAACAUGUUAUGAUCCUGUAAAACCUUAAUUUCUUGGAGGUUUCAGACUAAGAGGCUGUAAACUGAUUGAAUUUAUGAUUUGAAUUUAUAAUUUUUCUAACUAAUUCUACUUUUGUAAUUUCAUACAUUUGUAUGAAGUGAUGAUCAGGGGAACUGAUUGUAGACUGUCAAUUAGUUUUGAUGGAUAAAUUCAUUAAAAUAGGAAAUGAAUAAAUGUCUCUACUCAAAA
Xiphias gladius (swordfish) is the source of this 8859-nucleotide messenger RNA. Its product is annotated as alsin-like. NCBI's taxonomy places the organism in Eukaryota, Metazoa, Chordata, Actinopteri, Istiophoriformes, Xiphiidae. The coding region runs from base 428 to 5410 and encodes 1660 amino acids. The record is from RefSeq and is a predicted model, not a curated record. The transcript is spliced from 41 exons.